This is a messenger RNA of Durusdinium trenchii, 1304 nucleotides long. The record is from the annotation of a GenBank genome assembly. Lineage: Eukaryota; Dinophyceae; Suessiales; Symbiodiniaceae.
CAUUUGUGGAGUGUCAAAUGAAGAGAUUCCUUGAUGGCACGGCGGCCGCCUGGGAGCCACUUGUCCUCCUCUUCGCAGGAUGAGAUUCAGGCCUUGCUGGAUGAGUGUGAUCGGAUGCAGCGCAACUGGGACCUUCCGGGCUUCGGCCGAGCGAAGAGCCAUCGAAGAGAAAGAGUUCCAGAACCACAUGGGAAAGGUGGCAAAGGCCAGGUUCGCGACAUGUUGUCCUGGGCGCUGGCCCGGCAUCGUGCUUUGGAAGAGGAGACAAAGCAGGAGAAAGACGUGGAAUUCCUGUCGCUGGAGUCGGUUAACAUGGCCGAUGCACUUCAAGAGGCCCAUGAGGCCUUGCAAGACGCCAAGCUCCGGAUCCGCGCUGCCGAGGCCCAUGCAGGGCCGAAAAAGGAAGGCUGCUGAGCGUGAGAAAGUCAGGGAGCAGCUCAAGGCGGAGAUGUAUGAGGCUCGGAAGGAUCGAAGAACGGUUUCAGAGGUGAAGACUGAUUUGGACAGCUCAGCACCGGAAGCCUGCAGUGCACAAGAAUCAGAAGAGCUUUCGGGUAUGAGCCAACAUGGCUCAGACUUGGAGGCACCGCCCAAGCCCUCGGAGCAAGAUCAGCUCAGCCAGCUCAGUCAACCCUUUGUUCCGAAGCCACCAAGCAGAGAUCAAGCUUCGGCCCGACCUCCUCGGUGGAAAGUAGUUGGUGGAGUUGGCAAAGGAGGGAUCAUCGUCCGUCAAGAACGUGACUUACAGUCAGAACAACUGACAGAGCGGCUUUCCACUGGUGCAAUCGUCGAAGAAAUUGAGCUGUUUGGAGACCGCUUACAUUAUUCUCGACUCUCUGGCACUGGGCCUCAAACUGGCUGGGUGAGUCUCCGAAUGGCGCGAAAGGAGUUGUUGAUUCCAGUGAAACCACCCGCGAGACCGGCAAGGCCAUUGCUUGGGCAAGCCCCAGGGCGACCCGGGCGACCCGCAAGGCCUGAAUGGCGUCACUGGCAUAGCGAAGAGUUGCCUUUCACUCAAAUGGAGCCACCAAUCAGAAGUUCCUCUGCACAGAGCGAGCGAUGUGAACGGAAGCCAACCUCCUUGCCACGGCUCCCUCAGCCAAAGAGCGCCCCGCCACCAAGGACGAGACCAGAUCUCACUUUGCCUCCUCUUCCACCUCUACUUCCAAAUGGCAAACCGAUACAUCAAGCAAUGUAAGCUAUUGAAAAGAAGGACUGUCUCACCAAACGCUGCGCAAAUCUGCGGCGUCGGAGAAUGAUCGCCUUUAUUCGUGCGAGAAAGAGUGAGACCACCCUCGGAGUAG